Messenger RNA from Alternaria rosae, 1284 nucleotides. RefSeq lists its product as uncharacterized. The transcript has 2 exons. The record is from RefSeq and is a predicted model, not a curated record. NCBI's taxonomy places the organism in Eukaryota, Fungi, Ascomycota, Dothideomycetes, Pleosporales, Pleosporaceae. The coding region runs from base 146 to 916 and encodes 256 amino acids.
UAUUUAGAGCUCGAUGUCUUCUUGAGUUUGUUUGAGCAAAUAACAUCCCAUCAGUACUAUCAUCUUGUAAUCUCUGUGCCGGUCACUUCUUUUCAAUUUCAACUUACUUUCACUACCAAUACUUCCGAAACUCCAAUCAGCAAACAUGCGUUACACAGCCUUUGUCGCCGUUGCUGCUUUCUCCAGCGCCGUCUUCGCUACCGCUAGCCCCCAAGACGACGUUGCCUCCAUCCUCGAGGCCCUCCGCGCGAACAACCCCGACGAUGCCGAAGCCGCCGCCUCAGCCAUGAAGGUCAAGCUCCGCCGUCAGGACGACGUGAGCUCCAUCCUCGCCGCCCUCGAGGCCAACAACCCCGACGAUGCCGCCGCAGCCAAGCAGGCCAUGUCCUCUACAUCCACCACCAAGCGCCAGGACGACGUAUCUCACUGCCUCGACAACCUCGCGCAGGUCGACCCCGCGGCUGCUGCCGCUGCCCGUCGGGACAUUAAGAGCCGCAGCAUUGACAUUCGCGACAUUGAGAAGCGUCAAGAUGACGUUGCGUCCAUCCUCGCUGCCCUCGCGCAGAACAACCCCGAUGACGCUGCGGCUGCUGCUCCCGCUACUAGCUCUACCCCUGUGUCUGUUACCAAGCGCCAGGACGUGUCCCACUGCCUCGAUGAUCUCGCGGAGGUCGACCCUCAGGCCGCUGCGGCUGCCCGUCGUGACAUCGAGAGCCGCGACGUCGAGAAGCGUCAGGACGAUGCAUCCCACUGCCUUGACGCACUUGCUGAGGUCGACCCUGAGGCUGCUGCAGCUGCGCGUCGCGAUAUCGAGAAGCGCCAGGAUGAUGUUGCGUCUAUUCUUGCGGCGCUCGCCCAGAACAACCCUGAUGAUGCUCAGGCGGCGAAGACUCUCGGUAAGCGAUGGGUUGCGUAGACGGUGAUGAAGUCGUAGUGGAUGGAGUUGUUGGGCUUUGGUGGUUUGGAUGGGAUCUAAUGGCUGGGUGUAUAUAGUUUAGGGUUGGUUAUGGAUUUGUACAUGAUAAGGAAUGGCUUAGGCUCGGUUCUCACUAAUGCACUCGUUUGGCCUGAUGUGUUUGUCUACUAUUCCUGAGAAGUCAUUGCAGGUGAACUAAUGGUUUGAGUCUCAUUUCAUUCAGUGUUCUCCGGUUCGUACCGCAUUGAUAUCCAUACUGCCUCGACGUUGCAAAGUCGAUGUUCUACCAAAGUUAACCUGCCCCUCUACUACCCCGCAUCAGUACAAAGUCAUCAUACAACACCAAACUCUUCUGCUUAUGCUUACAG